Molecule: messenger RNA, 1325 nt
Organism: Geodia barretti
Lineage: Eukaryota; Metazoa; Porifera; Demospongiae; Tetractinellida; Geodiidae
Source: the annotation of a GenBank genome assembly
GCCUGGAUAAGUGAUUUAACAAAAGUACAGUUAGCCGUUUUUGUUCUGUGUUUCUCUUUUAGGUCAGACUACAGUAGAUUUCUUAGUUGAGCUAUGGAUUGUUCUACUGUAUAGAAAGAUGAUGAAAAUGGGCUUUUGCCAUGGAUAGGCUGAUAUAUAGUGUCUCUCUGUGUUUCCUCCUAUGCAUACCUACCUAGACUCUUCCCCUCUCUAAUGAGCGAGACCGUAUUAAAGGUGUAAUCCACUCCACAGCUCACAGUGUUCUCCUAUCAGCUCGCAUUCUAGUUUGUCUGGAACUGGGACGUGUUUCUGAAAGGAUAGCAAUUCAAAAGGUUCUCCAAUCUCGACCUAGACUGAGAAGGGUAAAUUUUAUACCUAUAAUGGAAACUAUUAAUUUGACUUGCAUGUGUUGGAGACAAGGUUCCAAUGCACCACACGAUAUAGUUCUGGCCUCUCUCAAAAACUUAAUAUGGCUAUAAUAUGUGGUUGAUAGAAACGAAUUUGCCUCAGUCUAGAAGUGGAAAAUACAGAGACAGAAGGACUGAUGGCAACUAUGAUGCUUUUGUCACCGGUGCUGGGCUUGCUAGAAGACGGGGCAUCAGUCUCCACCAUACCAACCGUGCAUCUCCUAGCAACAGUUGUCAAUACCUACCUCACCAGAAAUCACAUCUCCUGGCCUGCGUUUGAAACUGCUCUGAGGGGUUUUCAUUGUAUGCAGAAAAAGAUGCAUAUGGAGGCUGAAAAAUGCCUACAAUCUGCUAAACUGCAGUACGAAGAAAGUGUAGGUCCAAAACACUUGCUGACGAUCGAAACACAACUCUACUAUGCAAGUUGCAAGCAGCUCACCGAUGCUCAUGGAGCUUUAGAAAUAUUGGAUUGUGCCCAGCAAAGACUAGAUCGCAUGUCGUACAACAAUCACUUUCUCUCAGCUAAGGUGUCUUACCGCAGAGCCCUGCUUUGCCAGCAAGUAGGAAAGGUGGAACAAGAACGAGAAUACAUAAUGGAUACUCAAAGGAAGAUUCAUAGCUAUGGUGGUAUUGAGCAUCCUUGGGCAGCCGACCUCAUGUCAAAUGCACAAGUUCCCAGUGACCAGAAGAGCCGCCCUGAGACUGGUGACUAUGUGGAGAUAUACUGGAAAUUGAUAAAAAGAGAGACUGAUGAAAGCAAAGUAUUUGCAGUGGAGACAGAAGUUGCACCAUUGAUUCAACAAUGGAGACAAAAGGCCGAUAAGAACAACUAACUUCAAUUGUACUUGUAGCUAUCUGAACAAUGGAGUGCAUACGAUUAUUUGGUAUUGCUGUGUAAUAGUAUAUAUUUAUGAACAU